ACAAGAGGCCGCGUCAAGGUCUUCACCACAGACCCCCCAAGACCAAGCUCAGAUCUCUUGCAGAAAGUUGUCAGGCCAGAAAAGAAGGAACACAGAGGAGGGAGACUCUGGGACAUCAAACGUAGGACCUACUGCACUGGUGAAUUGGGCGACGGUGACAGGAUGAGUCUGUCUACUCCAUGCUGGAGUGUAAGGUGUUUGGGACACAGUGGGUGGAGA
Messenger RNA from Geodia barretti, 219 nucleotides. The record is from the annotation of a GenBank genome assembly. NCBI's taxonomy places the organism in Eukaryota, Metazoa, Porifera, Demospongiae, Tetractinellida, Geodiidae.